Messenger RNA from Melampsora larici-populina 98AG31, 273 nucleotides. RefSeq lists its product as uncharacterized. The transcript is spliced from 3 exons. The record is from RefSeq and is a predicted model, not a curated record. Gene Ontology annotation, biological process: mitochondrial respiratory chain complex IV assembly. Gene Ontology annotation, cellular component: mitochondrial inner membrane; mitochondrion. Lineage: Eukaryota; Fungi; Basidiomycota; Pucciniomycetes; Pucciniales; Melampsoraceae. Bases 1 to 273 code for a protein of 90 amino acids.
AUGGCAGGACCUAAUUUAGAAUUAAUCAAAUUUGGUAUGUAUGUAUUUUUUCCAAUUGGGAUUAUGAUCCAUUAUGGUGAUCCAGAUUGGUAUAGAAAAUACGUUUUACCUGAUAAGAAUGAUUUUUUAAAAAUUAAAGAAAACGAACCAAUUCCUCCUCGUAAUAAAUUUGAACUUGAAAGAGAUUUAAAAGAACUUAAAGAUUCAAAGAACAAAAGAUUAGAGAAAAAGAUUGAUGAAGAGAAUGAAAUGAACCGGAAUCGAUUAGUUUAA